GGUCAUGUGACCUGCACCGCUUGGUCACAACAAAGAUGGCAGCCGCGGGGAAGACGCGGAGCUGCGGAGCUUUUUAUUUUUCUCUCUUUUCUCUGCUUUCAGUUUUCAGUUUGAGUGAAAGUUGGUUCAGCGGAGAAGCUUCUAGAAGAAAGUUGUCGGUAGAGUUGAACCCCGGCUGGCCCUCGCCAGCGCCUCCUGGUGGCGACCUGCUGCAUGUGAGAGCCGUGGGAGACAACAACACGCUGCACUUCCUGUUCUGCAGCCAGGGGGCGCCGACGCUGCUGCUCGUCCACACCAACACUUCUUCUUCUACUGUCAACGUCGAUUGGACUCAGUUUUUGUCUCGAAACGUCAGCGGCAGCCUGAAGGUGGAGCCAGAGAGCAGCGUCCUAUACAGCACCGCCGUCAUCUUCAGCAGGCUGUGGGAGUACGAUGACGUUAACGACACAGCCGAGCCGACCUCUGACCUCUUCCCUCCAUACGAGCUGCAGAACUUCACCUGGUCUCGUUUCAACCUGUCGGGUCCGAACGCUCUGCUCUGCGGAGCCACCACGACCUUCGCCAACGGAUCGCUCUGCUUGCAGCUGUCUGUGUUUGAUUCAGAGGGGCGUGGCCCGUCCUUGCCCCGCCUCCUCCACACCGCUAACUCCUCCCAGUUGGGGGUGUGGCUUGACGGUGUGUUGCCGAGGGCGACUCGUUCCAGGUUCCUAUUGGAGCUGCAGGCGGUGGGCGGGGUUUAUCCUCUGAGCAGAGUGGAGGUUCAUCGAUCGAUCGACGACGAGUUCACGCCGUCGAUAUUCAAGGUGUCUCAGUGGGUCUCCUCGGUGAACGGCAGCUCCGAUGUUCUGGGUUUCCUUCAGUGGAAGCCGGUGGCGUACCGACAGUCCGUUCCGGCUCUGGAGGACGCCACUCCCUGCCGUCACUCCGACCCGCGGCCUCAGAGCGGCGAGGCGGUGGCGUCGGCAUCCGGUCUGAUCCGAGCGUUCUACGCAGAACCAGAAGCAUUCGGACUCAACGUGAGCUUCGGCCUCGCAGGAGACCCGUUCUACAACAGCACCAAGUUCCUCAGCUGGACAGUGUUGUUGGGCUCCGGCUCUCCUCCCGUCGACUCCUUCUCGCCGUUGGUUCUCGCCAUGAUGGCGGUCGGUCUGGGAACUCCCAUGAUCCUCCUGCUGCUGGGCGGAGUCUGCGUCUGCGUCCGUAAGAGGGCGGCGGCCUCGACCUACGAGCCAAUCAACUGAUGGCUGGGUCGCAGCCAAUGAGACGACAGAGACGUUCUUAAGGACUUCACUGACUUUGAGCUCAGGAACAAAAUGAGGAAGUGAAUCUUUAUUUUCAACAUGAAUCAGAAACUUCAGUUUGAAGUUUAGUUUGAUACUAAAUGUGAAGUUUGAUUAAAGGUUUGACUUCAAUAAAAAUCUUUGUCACUGA
This is a messenger RNA of Cottoperca gobio, 1431 nucleotides long. It is a transcript of the gene glmp, whose product is annotated as glycosylated lysosomal membrane protein. The record is from RefSeq and is a predicted model, not a curated record. The coding region runs from base 36 to 1241 and encodes 401 amino acids. Gene Ontology annotation, cellular component: lysosome. Lineage: Eukaryota; Metazoa; Chordata; Actinopteri; Perciformes; Bovichtidae. The transcript has 7 exons.